UCUGCCUCAGGUGAGAAGGAGCAGCAGUAUGAGAACUGAGAGCAGUGACUGCUGGUGCUGGAGGUCUGGCCAGCUGGCCUGCCUGGCUCAGCUUUGAAUUAUCGAUAAGAGAGAGAGAGCGGCGGACCCACGCGUGUGAAAACGCCCAGAAAGCAAUGCGGCAAAGGGAGCUCUGCCUUGCCUAGAGCUUUCCCGGGCAGCCCUCAGCUGGGGAACGCGGCUGUAGCAGAGGCGCUCAGCUUGCCGCUUCCUUCUCGGAGAACUUGCCAGGCUCCUCCGCGCUCUUUCACCUUUAUCGGGCCGAGCUGCGUGGAGAAGGAGCUCACAGCAGCAGGCGCCUCCUCCCACCCGGCAGCCUCCGCCCCACGACGAUGCUACUCGAGCUCCUCGCUGCCCUUGACACCAAUUCCUCCGGGCAGCAACGAAGCAGGCAGAAACAGGUCGAGACCACGCGCUCCAGCUGCUGCCUGGGCGACCGCCUCUUUCUUCUGCUCCGCGGCCUCUGAUUGAAUUCCGUUUCAGACGCUCACACAAAGGGCCCCUCGUCCUCGCACCGCCCGCCUCCUCCGCUGCCGCCGCCGCCUCCUCCUCCUCCACUCGCUGCUAGAAGCCACGUCAUGGGAAAUAAAUAAAUAAUCCCAUUCACCCAGUGACAGGGCGCAAGAACCGGCGGCGGCUGCAAGAUUAGAUCCAGCCCACCCAAGCCUAAGCUAGAGCGAAACAAGCCAGGGUUACAGAGAUUAAAAAAUGCCACCAGCAACAACACCACAGUAUGCGCCCCCUGAUGGAGGAUGGGGCUGGGUCGUAGUCUUUGGAGCUUUUAUCUCCAUUGGAUUUUCCUAUGCAUUCCCUAAAGCCAUUACAGUGUUCUUCAAGGAGAUACAGGAGAUCUUCAAUACAUCAUAUAGCCAGAUAGCAUGGAUAUCAUCAAUCAUGUUGGCUGUCAUGUAUGCAGGAGGCCCCAUAAGCAGUGUUUUGGUGAACAAGUAUGGUAGCAGGCCAGUCAUGAUAGCUGGAGGGGUACUGUCUUCAUUUGGAAUGGUUGCAUCUUCUUUCUGCAAUAGCAUCCUGGAGCUUUACAUAUGCAUAGGUGUUAUUGGAGGUUUAGGCUUGGCUUUCAACUUGCAGCCUGCCUUGACAAUGAUUGGCAAGUAUUUUUAUAAGAAGCGCCCUAUUGCCAAUGGACUUGCCAUGGCUGGAAGUCCAGUCUUUCUAAGUACUCUUGCACCUCUUAAUCAGUUUCUUUUUAAUGCUUUUGGCUGGAAGGGAAGCUUUCUCAUUUUGGGAGGGCUCCUCUUGAACUGCUGCGUGGCCGGGUCCCUCAUGAGACCGGUUGGACCAAGACUAGCCCCACCAGUAAAAAAAGAUGUGGAGAAGCUUAAAGGAGACUCUGCCUUGCACAAGAAUGACAAGAAAUCUGUUUGGCAAACCAUCAAUAAAUACUUAGAUUUAUCCCUCUUCAAACACAGAGGGUUUUUGAUUUAUUUGUCUGGAAACGUUAUCAUGUUUCUUGGUUUCUUUGCCCCAAUUGUAUUCUUAGCUCCUUACGCCAAGCGCAAAGGAAUUGAUGAAUACUCAGCUGCUUUUUUGCUCUCCAUUCUGGCUUUUGUAGAUAUGUUUGCUAGGCCAUCAAUGGGUCUUAUUGCAAACUCAAAAUUGAUCCGGCCCAAAAUCCAAUAUUUCUUUAGUUUUGCUGUCUUGUACAAUGGGAUAUGCCACAUCAUGUGCCCACUGGCUGAUGACUAUACAGGCCUGGUUGUGUACGCAGUACUUUUUGGACUUGCAUUUGGAAUGGUCAGCAGUGUUCUUUUUGAGACGUUGAUGGACCUUGUUGGUGCUGCAAGAUUUUCCAGUGCUGUAGGACUCGUCACAAUCGUGGAAUGCUGCCCUGUUCUUUUAGGCCCUCCUUUGGGAGGUUGGCUUGUGGACAUAACUGGAGACUACAAAUACAUGUAUUUUGUCUGUGGUGUAAUUGUCACCUUUGCAAGCAUUUGGCUCUUCAUUGGGAAUGCUAUCAAUUACAGACUUUUGGCAAAGGAGAAGAGAUUAGAAGAAGAAAGACAGAGAGCACUUAAGAAUGCUGAUUCCAAGGAAGUGGAACCUUUGACCCACAAAGAGAGUGAAGAAGCAGUCAGCAGGUCCAGCAAACUGCAAGAUAAUCCUUCAGAAAGAGAAACUAAUAUUUAAUUAGAAAUUUGGUUCCAAUAUUCAUAUUUAUAACUUCCACUAGAAGUAUUUCUCCAAAGUACAGGCCAGGUUUUGUAGUAAUAAUGAUCAGUCACAAUACUAAAUAGAACUAGGAGUUUGAAGAAGAAAAAUUUCAAUUAGACCACAGUCCUACCCAUUCCACACAGAGACAGAAAAGCACAGAGGGGCUCCUCAUAAAGCAACCCCAUACCCUUCCCUCCUCUUCCAUGCUGUUCCUGAACCAGAGUUGCAAUGCCAGGCAUGUUGCCAUGUGCCCAGAGACUCAAUCAAAGUGAAACUCUCUUGCAUAUUGUCUUGAAGCAACUUGUACUUCCCUGGAUGUGCAAGCCACUUGCAGGGUUAGCAUGGUGUGGGGACGCUAUGCUGCAGUCUUAUGCAGAGCAAUUCUACAUUCUGUUCCCUGUGCAUGGUCAGAGCAGGACUGUGGCAUUGUGUUGUGUUUCAUUUUGGUGUCAAACGUGCUAGGACUCCUGUUGAAAUGGGUUUAAGUGAGUCAGUUCAAAAAUUUCAGGGCAGCUUCACACAUAAUGGCAGCAAGUAAGUAGGAGGAAACCAUGAGUUCCGAUCAAGCAUGUGCUCACAGCGUGAGUCAGUACAUCCACCUCUAUCUGUGUUGUUCAAACCCAGAAAUGUCAGGUUGCCAAUGUUGUGUCUUCUCUGGUACCUAAAAAUUUGUAAUCUAGAUUUGGUUGAGUGAUGGAUGUUGAGUGGCAGAGGGGACCUAGGGCUGGCAACCCAACAUUUCCAGGUUAAGAUAACAUGGAAAGGGGCAGAAGUAGUGGCUUGCACCAGGAGCAGGUACUUGGUGGGAACAAACAGUUUCCUUCUCCUUAUUUGCCAGUGUUACAUGCGAAGCUGCCCAGACACUCUAAUCAGGGUAGAACUUUGACUGUAAGGUCUUCCAAUAACUAUUAUCCUUGCUCCAAACAAAUUGUCAAUGCAAAAAUAUGUGCUUGUCUGGUAAAGGAAGAAAACAGUCUUAAUCCUCAGGAUAUUAUGAACAUCUGCUUACCUCUUCAUAUGGCAUAUUUUUGGCCACUAGGAGGAAAGAAUGUCAAACCAUGAGUUUAAAUACAGAAGUAAAAAUGGAGUCACCAUUAAACGCUACUUGAGUAAAAGUGCACAAAAAUGAAUUACCAUUUUAUGGUGCAUUUGCAGAAGAUCAAAAAAGGUGUGAUAUUACUGAUAAAACAUCACUAUGUGAAUUUAAAUAGCUAAUGAAAUCAGAAUCCAGAAGUGGUAGAUUUUAUUGCUGAAUGCCAUACAUACUUUAAUUACAAUGAAUGAGCAGUUAUUUCCUGCUGCUAUAGCUAAUUAGCCAUUUAAAUAUUUAUGCUCUGAUCCUUAGACUUGCUGUGAAAGCAAAUACUACUUAGGAUGGGGUAUAGCAACAAUUGUUGCAUCAUUUAAAAAUCAUAAAUAUAUAUGCUAACACAGAUGUUUAGGAUCAAGCUAUAAUUUGAAUAUGUUGCUUUGUGUCCACUUUAUUUCAAAUAUGUUUGAAAUCUGUUUUCAUUCAUGGUUAUUCAAACAUAAGUAGAACAUGACCUCCCUGUUGCAUUACCAACUUUUCUAUCAUUGGCGGGCCAUUGCAUCCUCCAAACAAGGGUCUGAGGUAAAGCUGCUUUCCAGUAAAGCUGCCACCAUCCAGGAGUAAGUGUGUUGCUGUUACAGCAAGCAUAUGCCUAAACCCUUGUAGAGCUACCACGAGCCAGAUAACAUAACACAUCUAGCCUAUAGACCACCAGCUGGCCAUCUCUCUGAGGAUGUGAUUAUCUCUCUUUUAGAAGCAGAAUAAAUUCAAAGAGAGAGAGGCAAUUCAGAUACCAUAUAAGAUUUUUGUCUCUGUGAGUCAAAACUAAUUCAUUGAAGGUCAGUCUCCUCAUUGGUUCAUCUAACUUUGGCCUAGGUUAUAACAUGCCUAGGACAGAAUUGUUUUAGGAGUCCUGCUGAAAGUGGCUACCUCCAAAAUCAAUACUUUGUUUUUCUUUAUGUGAGUUAAUAGUAACUCCUCACUUCUGUGGAAGAAAGUAAAGUGAUGCAUUCAAGAGCACACUUGGGAUAAGAAUUCAACCUGUCCCCUGUUGAGUCCAGUUUUUGGGGUGAGGGACAGGUUUUUCUCCCUCUCAGCUUUGUCAUACUAUAGCACAUUUGCUUUGUCUCACAUAACUCAAUAAUAGGCUUUAAAAAUCUGUAUAUCCCCAUCCCUUCAUUUGAAUCUCUCAUUAGUUUACUUGAUUUAGGUCCUUUAGAGUGAGACAGGCUAUCACAUGACCACUGGGAAAUAAGGGAUAUCAUGAACCAGCAUCUCAUACUCCCGGCAGGUGUCAUGAAAACCCACCAAUGUCCAGUUUUUGAGCUGACUCCUAACUUUCACCUGACAUUCGCCACCCAACUUCAAAUGUAGUGUCUGAAUGUCAGGAAGAAGUCGAGUCCAGACAUGGGUGGGUUCACACAACAUGCCCACUGAAAGCAUGUACUGCAGGUUCCUGACAUUUUCCUGGCCGUUGUGUGAAACUGCCCAAAGUGAUGAUCAUCACUUGUUGCUUUAUAUACAGCCAUGGUUUAUAGUUAAGUACAAAUAGGGGCAAGUCACACAAUCGUCCUGGGUGGUCUGGGAAGGCACUGGGAGAAGGCUGCACUUAACCUACCUCCCCCCCCCCAGACAACCGAACUUUCCUCCAUCAGUGCACCUCCUACGCGCCCACACAGUCAGCCCUGCUCUGUGCAGCUCCAUGAAGCACAAAGCAGGAUGUAAAGUUCUGGGACUGGACCUAUUUGUUCUGGCCUCCAGGCAUCCCUCAAUACAAUGCAUGGCACAUGCGUUGCAUUGGGGAUUCCCCCAUCAGAUGGACACUCUGUGUCCCCAUCUCUGUGACUCCUCAGGUUGCAUGCAGCCCAAGGAAUCACACGAUAUCCAGUAGCUGGGGGUAAGGGUGCAAGAACAUCCUUAACCUUGGGUAAAAGCCCGAUUUGUUAAGGGGGUUAGGUGGGCAGGGAGAGGAGGGAUCUGCGAAGAUGCUGCUGCUUCUCACAAUCAGCCGAACCCUGCUUGGGGCAGCUGAUGUAAAUUAAAUGCAUUGUUUUUAACAUAAAAUUUCCCACCUUUCUACAUGGUAAAUGUUAGCUCCUUUCACCCCCACAAAAAGUGUUUCACAAUCAGUGUGAUAAAAGACAAUAAAGCUCUUCUCACGAUCAGCCAUAUCGACUGCCCACAUGAUUACUGGCUCUAUCAUGGAGCCAGUUGGGACAGUGGGGAUCGGGGGCCACCUGGCCCCUGGAAGUUCCAGAAUGCCCCACACAAGUGUGCAGGGCAUUCUGGGGAGACCCCUGAUGCCGCGAGGCUUCUUGUAGCCUCCCAGUCAGAGGUCUCCUUGUGAGUCACUGUGCUACAGCGACUUGCGAUUAAAAAAACCCCGGGGUUAGCAGAGUGCUCCCUCCGCAAACCUCAUUUAAGGGGAGGGCUACUCUGGCGGGCUGGCCGCCAUUGAACCUCUGGACUCACCUGUGAGCCCAGUAGUUCUCAUGAUGGAGAAAAAAUGGGAUGGUCUGCCUUAGCCCAGUUUUCCUCCAUCAUGUGAAUAACCUCAAUAUUUAAUAUGCAGAUGAGGAAAAUAAGGUGAGCAUCUUUAUUGUAUAUAUUUUAGAACAAAUAUUUCAAAAGUGUACAUUAAGGGUCUAAUACAUAAAAUUCUUAUGCAGUAUUUAUGAAGCACAUAAGCAAUUUUUUUCUUAUAAAAGGGUUGUGUUUUGUAAUUUAUUUAACCCAAUUUUUGUCACUUCUAAGAAAUGUGAUGAUUUGAAAGACUUUCGAGCAGAUUAAAUAUGCCAACAUCUCAAUGAGGCUCUUUUCACAAUUGGUGAGAAGAGCCUCUAGGGGGGUUGCGAGGAGAGUGCACUAGGCCUGCUCUCCUCACAGACGACCAGCCAGUCUGCUCUGGGCAGCCGCAGCGGCCACUCAAACGACUGCCAGCUGCGUGAUAGAGCCAGCGGGGGCUGGGAGGAUCGAAGGCCGUGCAGCCCCCGGAAGCUCCAGUAUGCCCUGUGUGCUCUCUCCCUUAAUCUUAUUUAGCAAGGAGAUCUGGUGAAAUCCCGGUGAUUCACAUGAGUGUGCAAAACCGGGCUGGGCUCCCUUAGAAUGGUUUUGCAUACUUGUAUGAAUAGGCUCAUGGUCUUCUUGCUGCUUCAAAGUCUUGGGCAUCCCUGAAAUUACCCAUACUAUUUUCAGUGCACUCAAAAAUGUCCCAUCUGUUACACUGCUCACACACCAGAGUUUAUGAGGUUUUUCUAGGUAAUCAGUUAUAUAGCACAAUAAAUUCACAGUUGUGGGGAAUUCAGGCAUUUUCAUUCAAGGUAUUGUUUCUGUUGUGGGAAUAGUAAAAAGCUACCGAACCCAUGUCAUGUUUAUAUUAUUUUUGCAAACUUUAUGAAUGCUUUUAAAGAUGGAGGCCUCAGAGUUGGAAGAUCUCAUGUAUCAGCUAGUUUUUAAGAAUAUAAGAACAACCCUGCUGGAUCUGGCCCAAGGUCCAUCUAGUUCAGCAUCCUGUUUCCCACAGUAGCCCACUAGAUGCCAAUCUGGGAAACCCACAGGCAAGAGAUGAAGACACACCUGCAACUGAUAUUCAGAGGCAUCCUGUCUCUGCCUGUAAGUAGCAUAUAGCCAUCAAGACUAGUAACCAUUGAUAGACUUGUCCUCCAUGAAUUUAUCUAAGCCCCUUUUAGAGCUAUCUAAGCUGGUUGCCAUCACCACAUCCCAUGGUGCAUCAUCUAUCAGCAAUGCCUGACCAUUUCCAUUAAUUUUAGUUGUUAUUUAGAAACUUGCAGUAAGUUUGCAUUUUUUUCUCCAGCACCGUAGCACACAUCUUUUAUUAUUAACAUUGGUUAGCAUACAGUAUUGGGUAAUGCAGGUGGUUCAGCACUGCCUAUCCCCCUCCAUGUGUCUAAAGCACUGCCCAUGGUAUUUCAGAACAAUUUACAUAGCAAAAGGAAUGAAAAAAAAUAUCCCAAAGGAGCUCACAAUCUAAAAAGAAGCACAACAGACAUACAAGAACCUGAGGAAUGGUAUGCUGGGUUGAAUAGGGCCAGUUGCUAUUCUCCUACUAAAUAUAAAGGAGCCCCCACAUUAAGAGGUGUUUCUUAGCAGGGCAAAGUUUUUAAUGUGAACUAAAACAAGGCUUUUCCUCCAUUAGGAUCUUAUUACUGGUGCUGGAUUAGGGCUAGUGUAAGUAUAGUGCUAGAAAUUAAAUUCAGGAGUUUUUUUAAGUCUUGGGAGGCCCUCACUGAGCAAAGCCAAAUGACCAAUAUGUGUUUAGCAAAUUUGCCACAACUGACACUGCCAUUUUUGUCCAAAUGAUAGGCAAUUUUGAGUACUUUAUGGCAGUUUUUUCUACACAUUUUAAGAAGCUAAAUAAUGGAAUAUUUUAUUGUUGAAUGUAAAAUAUAGUUUAAAACUUAAACAAAGUUGCUCUCAUUUGUGCUGUUUUAAUAUAUGUUUUUAAAAGGUGGUUAAUUUUCUACAUAUUCUACACAACUGUUACACACAAUGUGCAAAACGUAUUUUAUCAGUAAGUGGGGUAGGGUGGGACACUUGCCUUUUUCAACCAUCCUCUUCCGUUUCCAAGUUGGAGAAGUUCAUAACCCCAUAAGAAGUAAAUAGGCAAAACAUAUUAAAGCAUUUAAAAAUAACUUAGCAAGGAGGAUGAUAAUUUAUCUGAAAACUUGCCACUGUAAAUUUGACUCCAGAUGUCUUCAGCUGGUGUCAAUGAGCACUGCAGGAAUGUUCACUGACUCAGUAAUUUCCUCCUUAUUGGCAUUUCGAUAGGAGCUCUAUUAAAGUCAUCAUAUCCACAUGUAGUUUUCUAAUGAUCUUGGAACAGGAAAGUACAAGGUCAUAGUGCAAAGGAAUAACAAUGUAAAGUUCCAUACAUAGAUACUACAAAUUAUGCAAAGAAUGAAUACAAAAUACAUUUUUGGGUGACUGAGCAAAAGAUUUGGCUAAACACAGUUGCAUAGAGAGGGAAAUUGGAUUAAAAUAAAAUUGGGCUUUAUUGCCCUUAGUUUCUUUUGUAUACCAAUGGAGAUUGACAUUCUCUACAACAGUGUAUAUAUUUGUACUAAGCCUGUGCAAUCUAAAAAAUGUUGGAAUUGACCCAACAGAGAAAUUGGCAAGAGGGCUGAUAUGAUCCCCCUAAAUUGCCUGGUCAUGUCAGAUUGGAAAUCUGACAUUCAUGUUGGACCAAGCUAAAUGGCCAGCAAGCUGCCUCUCUCAGCUGAGAGGUGGCACAUAGGCCAUUACAUUUUUUAGCCUAGCAUUUCUCCUCUGCAUGGGCUGUUUAACUUUCAAAUGGCCAGCCUGAUGCCUCUUAGUUGAAAGGCGGCUUGCUGGCCAUUUAACUUGGCUCUGACAGGAAUGUCAGAACUUCAGACACUAGAGCAAGGAGUUUAGUCAAAAGUUCCCAGCUGCUGGGUCUGAACUCAUUCUGGUAAUGACCAACAGAGGGCAUAUCAGGUCCAACAUGCUUGUUGGACUGACAUGACUACACAGCCCUAAUAUAUACUGGUAUUGAAUAAGGAGUUGAAUUAUGACAUUUCAGAGAAAAAGAUCUCUACACUGACAUGCUCUAUAAUUCUAUGAAAAUAUAGAAGUUCAUUGAAUAAUUACUUGUAUGCUGACUUUAAAAAAAAUGUUCUCAGAGAAGUUUACAUAGCAAAAGGAAUGAGAAGAUGGUUCCCCAUCCCAAAGGGCUACCAUUUUGAAAAGAAACCCAAGCAGUGGCCACUGGGAGGAUGUUGUGUUGGAAGAAAUAAAUGCAGGUGUUAUCCCUGCUAAAUCUAAAAGAGCUUAAUCUUCGACGGUGCCUCUUUACCAGUUAGCAGGAGAUGUGAUAGGACCAACAUGUUUUUGUGGUAAGCUCUUGCAAAAAGGGGAUUAAUCUACAGGUUUCAGAUUUGGUUUGUUUCAGUUUGUCAAACACCUAUACUUCACAACACGCUCUACCUUUCUUGAAAGAUUUUUAUCACGUCCUAGAGCUCUACCUGGGUUUGCUUCAGUGUCAGUAACCACUAUUACUACAUCACUGACAAAGCUCUAUCUUUCUCAUAAGACUUCACUGUUAGGUUUCAGGACUUCUGACUUCAAAACGAAAAGAUAGGGGGAAAGUAGUAAGUUAAAAUAAACGAAGAACUCACUGCAUUGCAGUGUGUAAGCACAAGCAUGCAUGCACACUUCUUUGCUUUUUAAAAAAAUGAAAAGCAAAUGGUAAUAUAAGUUUCAUCCAUCCAUAAUAAACAGCCAUUUUUAUACCAUUACGCUAUAAAAUGUCAGACUAAGGAUCUGUUAACCUGGGAUUUUCAUUAGAUGAAAAUUAGGAGUAAUCCUCAACCCUUCUAACAUCAGGUCCUGAUAGAAAAUGGUUGGCAUGGCAACUGGGGGGUCUAAAUGUACACAUUUUGGGGUAGUACAACUGAAUGACAGCUUAUCCUCUGUUGGUACAAAGCAAUUUAAGGUCAGGAAAAUAAUGGACUUCCAAUAAAUCUACUAGCUUCUAAAUCCAUACCUCAUUUCUUGGGGGUACUUAAUGAUACAGAGCAGAGGCGCUCUUACCCCCAGACCUUGGGGCCAUGGUCCAUGGCCUCCAAGGUCCGGGGGCACCUCCAGAUGACUGGGGGGGGGGCUCCUGCUGCCACCCCACACCCUGCCCUGCUGUGCCGAACCACAACUUUUCUGUAAUUUUAGCCGCCAUGUGCGCCGCCAGGGGGGUUGGCGGAGCAGGCAUCCCCCCUCCCCCUCGGUGGCAAGUAAAGUUGCUUCUGGGCCUGUCCAGCUGGCCCAGCGGCCCUUGUAAACUGCAAGGUGUGCCUGUGCAGUUAGAAUAUAUCAUCGUAAGCCCAUGAUGAUCUAUUCAAACUGCGCAGGUGCACCUUGCAGUUUUCAAGGGCCUCUGGGCUGGACGGACAGGCCCAGCAGCUGCCGUGUCUGCUGCUGCCACCAUGGGGCAGGAGAGGCCUGCUUGACUCACACACACACACCCCGCCAUUCAUGGCGGCAAAAAUUACAGAAAAGCUGCUGUUCGGUGCAGCAGGGCCUCGCAGUGGCAGGACAAGCCUUGCGGGGGGGGGCUCAUGGAGGGAGCAGUCUGGGCUCCAAAAUCACCUAGGUGUACCACUGAGGCAGACCAAGUGUAAACAACUUGUGGCAACCAGAAAUCUGUGCCUGCAUAGUUUUCCUAAUGAACCCCCCCCCCGCUAAAUUUACGCACAAUGGCUAGGAUCCAAAAGUAACUGUAUGUACAACCCUAACUAUGCUUGCUGUUUUUUCCUGCGCGGUUUCCACUGCAGUGAGAACUGCAAUGGUCAAGUCAAGAAGCAAAAUUCCAGUUCAGUGUGCAGUUCUCUUCCAAACACACAAAGACAUACACAUUCCUUCUAUGGAUCCUAACUCAUAUGUAUUUUUUCUGGAAUAUGCAAAUUCAUUAUUUACAUAUUCAAAAAAAUGAAAAAAAUCAGUGUCUUAAUUAAACAUGAAUGUACACAGCUGAAAAGGUAUAAAUACCUGAACAAAUCUUCAGUCCAAAGGAAUGAAAGUUGCCUAGUUGUUUGCACGCCUUCCUUUACAAGAUUGUAAUCUUCAUUAUUCAUAUCUGCUGGGAAAGUUUUAUUGUGUUUGGUAAAUAUAUUUGUAAUGGUUAAAAAAAUUUCAACAAAUGAUUUUUUUUCUGCAGGACAAUUUUUAUUAUUUUUCAAUUUCUUCCAUUCUUUUAUUAAAAAACGAUUAAAGAAGAGAAUUGCAAUAUUUUACAUUAGUGUACUAUCCAGCCUCAACUAUUCAAUGUGGCCUCAGUAUCACUGCGUAUUUUGACUGCUGUCUGAGCAUAAGGAACUGCCUUUUUAAUCAUUCAUGUACCUAUUAUAGUGAUGAUUUUUGAACAAACUCUACAUUGUAUUUCUUUUUAAAUCUGAGUUUGGUCAACCCUGUGAUGAGACAAAUGCCAUUUUGUUGCUCCAAAGUUCAUAGUUCCCGAGGGUGCUUAAGCUAUCAAAAGGGGACCACAGAACUUUGCAGGGGUAAACUCCAUAAUGGGAUUUUGAAAGCUUCUCUAAAAGUCAAAUCCACAAACCAUUUAAACCAUACGUUAUGGAUCUUACAUGGAGACUACAAAGUGACUAUGAGGGAAUAUUACCAUUAUCACUAUGAACAUAGAGCAUUAUUCAGCCAAAGUUAAGUGCUCAAGUUCAUUCGCUAAAAGUUCCAUUGAAAUCAAUGGGUUUUUUAAAAGCUCAAGCUAACUAGGUCAUGUGUUGUCCAUAACAGUGGCUGAUAUCCCAACUAACAGUGUGUGCAGAGGUGCGAUGGGAGUCAUAAUGCAACUGUCCCAGUCCUCCUGCAUGUGCACUGGUGUUCCAGAGUCCUUAGAGUCCAGAACACUCCCUGCACUCUGGAAGGCCUCUGCAAAAUCGGAAACACAUUACUGAAGGUCAGCGAGUUAGUCAAGAUUGUCUGCCAAUGUCUUUGGGGUGCCCAGGGCUUACUUAGUGGUUGCUUGGCUUCAAAAAAGCAACUUCACUGUUCUGUCAUUAUUUUGAGUCCUUCUAGUCCGGUAGAAUAUUACUACACAACAGAGUUCCAGUAAGUUCAGGACGUUUCUGCCUAAUUCUAUACACGUGACUCUCACAUGUUAAGCAGUUCUGAGGUAAGAAAAAUGCACCAUAAUUAGAGGUACCUUGGAAUGCUGUUUUUUACAUAAAAAGAAAAGCACCGAAGUUCAAACUAGAAGUCUGCAGCCAAAUAACUGGUUGGUUAGGUCAAAGCUGUAUGUGAAAUUUAGCCCCAAUAUACCCUUCUGGCUUUUUCCUCAAGAGCUGCAUUGCUAGUCAAGUCUGAAUUAUUCUUUUAGCUGCCUUGCCACUGGCCUUCCUGCCUUUAUCUUCUCUACACCGUAAUAUAUUUCCAGUCCUCAGCCUGCCCAGAAAGCCAGUCCUAUUUCUAAGUCCUAUGCAUGUCUCUCUUUCGUGGGUAUUUUAAAAGGAACAAAACCCAAUCAACCCAAUAUGUUUCCCUUCCGUUACAAAUUCUUGUAGCAGCUUUGUUCCCUGAGCCUGAAAUGUUUGUGAACACUCCAUGGUAUUACACCAGCUCAGCCAAACUGCCUCAGAGCUUCACUGCCACAAUCACAAUUAUGAAACACCUUCAAAGAGAAUUCCACUGACUGUCCUAUGACUUCUAAAAUCUCAGUACCUCAUUCUGUGCUGAGGAGCUGUCUGCAGAUAAAUCAGCCUACUGAGAUGCUGAAUUCAGCACUGCAGGAGUCUCUUCAUAGCAAUGCCAUGUCCCCUUCAAUUAAAAGAGUCAGCUGUAAAACAUAUGAGAAGAAAGGCAAUUAGACAAGCCUUUCGAUAUGUAUUGUUCCACAGUUGGUACGUCUCAUUUCCUGACUUGAACUCAAGAAAUCAGAGAUUGUUAAUUGACCAGGUAGCAUUUAUGUAAAGACAGUAGACUUGGAAUAUACCAAAGAGUAAUGUUUAGUUUGACUUGUCAGGCAAAAUCACUUUGGCAGUUUCAGGCAGUUCAGAUGAGCUAUAGAGGUGGUGAAGCAGCCACGUGAAUGCUCCUCCAGUGUGGCCAAAAGCCUGUUUAGCAGGCUUCUGUAAAGAGCUUCGUGGUUGUGCAUGGAAUUUGGAGAUGGGCACAAGGUAAAGCAUUUCAGUGAAGCAUAGUUAUUUCACGACAGUACUGAAAAGCAAAGGCUUCAUGAAUGGGAACGAAACCCUCAAAAAGGGUCAUGUGAAUCAACUGAGACUAAAAGAACUGAACGACUGCACUUUGGCACAGCAAAAUGACAAAGCCUAACUAGGUUCUUCAUUUACAAAUUGUUGGAUGCAGAGAUUCAUAGUGAUUCUGACACCUGUAUGUUAAAAAAAAAAGUCUUUUAUACUUGGAUUCAAGUCAAUCAUUAUCCCAUUUGAUGACAAUAGAUCGGCAUAAAUUCAUUUACUAUGGCUUGACUGGUUCUGGGCUGGAUUAUGUCAAUUUAUGUUUCAUAAGUAAUGAAACUUAAUGCCAACAAAUUGCAGAACUAUAAUCUGUGUGUUCAAAUAUUUCUUGUUAUUGAACAUUUCAAAAUCUGUAUGUCGAUAUUUGAUAGAGGUGAAUUCCUGCCGAUUCCUGAAACACAGAGGUAGAUUAUGACCACAAUCCAGAGAGUUGCUUUAGAUGACUAAGGGGGUUUUCAGAUGACCAGCAGAACUUUUGAACUUCCUUGCUUCUCAAGAAUCUCCAAGCUAACACACUUGAGUUUCCAAAGCAGUUGUUAUGUACCACAUGUGGCGGGGGGGGGGGCAGAGCUUGAAAACAAAAACCAAAUCCUGCUAUGCACACUCCUCUGGAUCAUGGGCCCAUGGAAUUAAACUGAAUUGGCAUAUAUAACAUUAAUAUUGAGGCAUGUCUCUUUCCACGGUUGACUUUGUUAACAUGCCUUCAUCUUCACUGAAAAGUUUGGAGCAAUAUUAAGACACACAGUUACCAUGUUUGUUGACAAAGAAUUUUUUUCCUUUUAUUUCUAAUUUGCAGUACGAGUACACACUUUUUUUUAUUUUUACUUGAACAUAUUGGCUAGACAACUUUUGACAAUCAUUUCUUAGCUAGAGGUGCUAUUCGUGUUCCAAAGAUGAUCGGACUGACAGCAAAACUUCUCUCUUUUUUGUCUCAGUAAGCUGUUUUGACAUGACAAACGUUUGCUGUUUAUACUGUAUAUUAACAUUGUAUAAAGGCAUACACAUUGUAUUGUGUUAUAUUUAAAUGGAUAUUUAUUCUUUCUUGACCAUUAAUUGCUAUUCCCAGGCCUGUUUUAGCAUCUAAUAUGUCUAGAAAGUCCAUAUAUAUUUAUGGAAUUAUGGAAAGAAUAUCCAUGGUGAACAAUUUAAAUAAGCAAAAACAUAAAAUAAAAUUUCCAUGUAAAGUUUCUGAA
Messenger RNA from Hemicordylus capensis (graceful crag lizard), 14171 nucleotides. It is a transcript of the gene SLC16A7, whose product is annotated as solute carrier family 16 member 7. Gene Ontology annotation, biological process: transmembrane transport; monocarboxylic acid transport. Gene Ontology annotation, molecular function: monocarboxylic acid transmembrane transporter activity. Gene Ontology annotation, cellular component: membrane. The transcript has 6 exons. Lineage: Eukaryota; Metazoa; Chordata; Lepidosauria; Squamata; Cordylidae. The record is from RefSeq and is a predicted model, not a curated record. Bases 748 to 2187 code for a protein of 479 amino acids.